UGCUCCACGGAUGAAACGCGAAGGUGUUCUUUCAACAUUUAAAUCAUGCAAUGGAAGAUAAAAGUAAAAGGGUGAAUGGGGAUAAAGUGGGUUAAAUUAUCUUUGGCGGUGUUUAGCCCCUGCGGAGCUGCGUGGAUACAUGGAGUUUUAAAACUAUGGAAUUACAAAUGAACUGGAUCUGGGUUGCUUUUCUGUUCCACGUUCCCUUGAUGGGAUGUUUCGACGUGCACCUUUCGGAAACAUCACAUCCAGGAGCCGUUGUGGCGAAUUUAUCGCAAGGACACGGUUGGAUUUAUAGUAUCGACAGGACUUUAACUCCGCAAUUAAUUCAGGACUUUGUCCAAAUAGACAACCAAGACGGGCUGCUGGUGCUUUCCAGAAAAGUGGUCUGUGCGCGCUUACCAAGGAACCUUGUGCCACUUUACGUCACUGUCAGCUCUUCGACUUCUUGGGAAUUUAUUUCAACGCAUUUUAACGUUUACGUACACGGUCAGGACUGUUUUAUUAAGUAUAAGAGGAAGAGCUCCACAGGUAAGCCCGAUGUCUCUAUAAAUUACUUUCUAAGUGCGGAGACAACUUCCUGCUUUUCUGCAGGUCGUGCGCUCGUAAAUGUAAAGGAGCAUUUACCUGUCUUCAUUCGGAAUAAACAUUUUUCCUACGUGUCUUGCACAAAAACGGACUUGAAAGUACGUUUUAAUAAUGGAAGUUUAACACUGAGCAAGGACCUUUGCCUGCAGUCCGGGCGGAGCGUGGUGGAUUUAGUUUGCACUCUGCACAGCUCGUUUACCGACCGCGUCUCCAUCCAUGUGAAACUGCGGCUCUCCACAGAACCAAGACGGGGCUUGUUUGCAGACUUCGAAAAUGCUCGGAGGAUCCGAAAAAAAAGAAACGUGAACAAGGCUCCACAAUUUCAGUUGCCCAGCUAUCAGGUGUCUGUGCCGGAGAACGAGCCAGCGGGAACCCGUGUCAUUACGCUGAAAGCUAUUGAUUCGGACGAUGGGGAGUCUGGCAGACUUGAAUAUGUCAUGGAGGCUCUGUUCGAUAGCAGAUCCAACGACUAUUUUCAAAUCGACCUACAGACCGGCGGCAUCACAACACUGCAGCCUUUGGACAGGGAACUCAAGGACACGCACGUUUUCAAAGUUACCGCAACAGACAGCGGCACCCCUCCGAGGUCAGCCACUGCAUACCUCACUGUCACAAUCAGCGACAAGAAUGACCACGGGCCCGUGUUCGAGCAGACGCAGUACCGCGUCAGCAUUCGUGAGAACGUGGAGAUUGGAUUCGAAGUGCUAACAAUUAGGGCGACAGACGCAGACGCGCCCUCCAACGCCAAUAUGAUCUACAAGCUUGUCAACGGCGAAGGGGUGAACUCAGGUUUUGAAAUCGACCCCCGCAACGGGUUGGUAAAAAUCAAGGCUAGUCCAGACAGAGAGACUCUAUCGGAGUACCAGCUUAUAGUGGAGGCCAACGACCAAGGCAAGGAGCCCGGGCCACGCAGCGCCACGGCAACGGUUCACGUCACCGUAGAAGACGAGAACGACAACUACCCCCAGUUCAGCAAGAAGCGCUACGUGGUCCAGGUCCCGGAGAACGUGGCUCUCAACAGCCAGGUGGCCCAGGUGGAAGCCAGCGACCGGGACGAGGGCAACAACGCCAGGGUCCACUACAGCAUCAUCAGCGGCAACCUGCGGGGCCAGUUCUACAUCCACUCCACCACCGGCGUCAUCGACGUCAUCAACCCGCUGAACUACGAGGACCUCCGGGAGUACAACCUGCGCAUCAAGGCGCAGGACGGCGGCCGCCCUCCGCUCAUAAACGGGACGGGCGUGGUGGUGGUGAGGGUGGUGGACGUCAACGACAACGCGCCCAUGUUCGUGAGCACCCCGUUCCAGGCCAGCGUGUUCGAGAACGUCCCCGUCGGGCAUUCGGUCCUCCACAUCCAAGCCAUCGACUCGGACUCCGGAGACAACGCCCGCCUGGCCUACCGGCUGGUUCACACCGCGCCCGGCUUCCCCUUCACCAUAAACAACAGCUCCGGGUGGAUCGCCGUCUCCGCCGAGCUCGACCGGGAGACGGUCGGGCUCUACACCUUCGGCGUGGAGGCCAAGGACGGCGGGGUCCCCCCGAUGACGUCGUCGGCCAGCGUCAGCAUCACGGUGCUGGACGUCAACGACAACGUCCCCACCUUCACCCAGAGGGUGUACGCGCUGAAGGUCAACGAGGACGCGGCGGUGGGCAGCAGCGUCCUGGCGGUCACGGCGGUGGACCGCGACGCCAACAGCGUGGUGACGUACCAGAUCGCCAGCGGCAACACGCGCAACCGCUUCGCCAUCACCAGUCAGAGCGCCGGCGGCCUCCUCACCCUGGCCCUGCCGCUGGACUACAAGCAGGAGCGGCAGUACGUGCUGACGGUCACCGCCUCCGACGGCCUGCGGUCCGACACCGCCCAGGUCUACAUCAACGUCACCGACGCCAACACCCACCGCCCCGUCUUCCAGAACGCCAACUACCAGGUGCUUCUCAGCGAGGACAGGCCCGUGGGCUCCACCGUGGUCGUGAUCAGCGCCACGGACGAAGACGCCGGGGAAAACGCCCGCAUCACCUACGUCAUGGAGGACAACGUGCCCCAGUUCGAGAUCGACCCGGACUCGGGCACCAUCACCACCCGCACGGAGAUCGACUACGAGGACCAGGCCUCCUACACGCUGGCCGUGGUCGCCCGAGACAACGGCGUCCCCCAGAAGUCGGACACCACCUACGUGGAGAUCAUCGUGCUGGACGCCAACGACAACGCGCCGCAGUUCCUCCAGAACGUCUACCAGGGCAGCGUUCUGGAGGACGUGGAGGUCUACACCAGCGUGGUUCAGAUCUCCGCCUCCGACCGCGACUCGGGAUCCAACGGGCGGCUGAGCUACACCUUCCAGGGCGGGGAGGACGGCGACGGGGACUUCUUCAUCGAGCCGUACUCCGGGAUCAUCCGGACCGCCCGCAAGCUGGACCGGGAGAACGUUCCGGCGUACAAGCUCCGGGCCUACGCGAUGGACAAGGGCCUGCCGCCUCUCAAAGCCGCGGUGGACAUCCAGGUGUCCGUGCUGGACAUCAACGACAACGCGCCCGCGUUCGAGAGGGACCGGCUGGACGUCUUCGUGGAGGAGAACAGCCCCGUGGGGUCAGUCGUGGCCCAGAUCGUGGCCUCGGACCCGGACGAAGGGACCAACGCCCAGAUCAUCUACCAGAUCGUGGAGGGCAACGUCCCGGAGGUCUUCCAGCUGGACAUCUUCAGCGGCGACCUCAUCCCGCUCACGGAUCUGGACUACGAGUCGAAGGCGGAGUACGUCAUCGUGGUCCAGGCCACCUCGGCGCCGCUCGUCAGCCGGGCCACCGUGCGCGUCCGUCUGGUGGACAUCAACGACAACGAGCCCGUCCUGAAGGACUUCGAGGUCAUCUUCAACAACUACGUCACCAACAAGUCCAACAGCUUCCCCACGGGAGUAAUCGGGAAGGUCCCGGCCCGCGAUCCGGACGUUUCGGAUAAGCUCCGCUACAGUUUCGUGGAGGGGAACGAGCUGAGCCUGCUGAUCCUCAACCCGGAGACGGGAGACCUGCGGCUCAGCAAGGACCUGGACAACAACCGAGCCCUGGAGGCCGUCAUGAAGGUGUCUGUCACAGACGGCCUCCACGUCGUCACUGCGCUCUGCACCCUGCGCGUCACCAUCGUCACGGACGACAUGCUGACCAACAGCAUCACGGUGCGGCUGGAGAACAUGUCCCAGGAGCGCUUCCUGUCGCCCCUGCUGUCGCUCUUCUCCGCCGGCGUGGCGGCCGUGCUGUCCACCACGCCCGACCGCGUCUUCGUCUUCAACAUCCAGAACGACACCGACGUCCACGGCACCAUCCUCAACGUCACCUUCUCCGCCCGGCCCCCGGGGGCCCCGCCCGGCCGCUUCGUGCCCUCCGAGGAGCUCCAGGAGCAGGUGUACCUCAACCGCACGCUCCUCACGCGCGUCUCCGCCCAGCGCGUGCUCCCGUUCGACGACAACAUCUGCCUGCGCGAGCCGUGCGAGAACUACAUGAAGUGCGUCUCCGUGCUGCGCUUCGACAGCUCGGCGCCCUUCAUCGCCUCCGACACCGUCCUCUUCAGGCCCAUCCACCCAAUCAACGGCCUGCGCUGCCGCUGCCCUCCCGGCUUCGCCGGGGACUACUGCGAGACCGAGGUGGACCUCUGCUACUCCUCGCCCUGCCUCAACAACGGCCUCUGCCACAGCCGGGAGGGAGGCUACACCUGCCAGUGCCUGGAGGACUUCACCGGCGAGCGCUGUGAGGUGGACGCCCGCUCGGGCCGCUGUGUCCCGGGCGUGUGCCAGAACGGGGGGCGGUGCGUGGACCUCCUGGUGGGGGGGUUCAUGUGCCAGUGCCCCGCGGGGGAGUUCCAGAAGCCCUACUGCCACAUGAGCACCCGCAGCUUCCCCGGGCAGUCCUUCAUCACCUUCAGAGGCCUGAAGCAGAGGUUCCACUUCACCGUGUCCUUCAUGUUCGCCACUCGGGAGCGGAACGCCCUGCUCUUGUAUAACGGCAGAUUCAACGAGAAGCACGACUUCAUCGCCCUGGAGAUCAUCGACGAGCAGAUCCAGCUCACCUUCUCCGCAGGAGAGACCAAAACUACAGUCUCACCCAUCAUCCCGAGUGGGGUCAGCGACGGCCAGUGGCACUUAGUCCAGCUGCACUAUUACAACAAGCCGAACAUGGGGCGUUUGGGCAUUCCUCAGGGACCCUCGGGGGAGAAGGUGGCGGUGGUUGCCGUGGACGACUGUGACAUCGCCAUGGCGGUGCGCUUCGGUGGCCAGAUCGGGAACUACUCCUGUGCUGCCCAGGGAACACAGACCGGCCAGAAGAAGUCCCUGGACCUCACAGGACCUCUCCUGCUGGGCGGUGUUCCUGACCUUCCCGAAGACUUCCCGGUCCAGAACCGUGACUUUGUGGGCUGCAUGAGCAACCUGACCAUCGACAGCAAGCCCAUGGACAUGGCUGGGUUUAUCGCCAACAACGGGACCACGGCAGGCUGUGCUGCUAAGAGAAACUUCUGCACAGAGAACCUGUGUCAGAACGGCGGGUUCUGUGUUAACCAGUGGAACACGUACUCCUGCGACUGCCCUCGCAACUACGGAGGGAAGAACUGCGAGCAAGCCAUGGCGUCCCCCCUGCUGUUUGACGGCCGGGCCCUGGUGUCGUGGAGCGAUCCGGACGUCACCAUCGGCGUUCCCUGGUACCUGGGCCUCAUGUUCCGCACCCGGCAGGGCCAGGGAACGCUGAUGCAGCUCAACGCUGGAGACGCCUCCCAGAUCAGCCUGCUGCUCCGGGGGAGCGUGCUGUGUGUGGAGGUCACUCUCGCAGACCGGACGUUGGCAGUGCUGGAGUUCCCUCAGCUGCGGGUGAGUGACGGGCAGUGGCACCACGUCCUGCUGGAGCUCCGGAGCGCCAAAGACGGGAAGGACAUCAAGUACAUGGCCCUGGUGUCCCUGGACUACGGCGGAGUCCAGAGGACGGUGCAGAUCGGGAACGAGCUCCCGGGGCAGCGGGUGAGGAGCCUGUUCGUGGGCGGGGUGCCGGGGCCAAACGGGACGGUCCUGCAGGGGUUCCGGGGCUGUCUGCAGGGGGUUCGGAUGGGGGAGACGACCACCAGCAUGGCCAAGGUGAACUUGCAGCAGGGCCACAGGGUGGGGGUGGAGGAGGGCUGUGAGACGGCCGACCCCUGUGGCCCCGAAUCCUGCCCCCAGCACAGCCGCUGCAGCGACGCCUGGAAUGCACACACCUGCGUCUGCGAGCCAGGGUACUUUGGGAGGGAGUGCGUGGACGCCUGUCAGCUGAACCCGUGUGAGCACGCGUCGAGCUGCGUGCGCCGGCCCGGCUCCGCCCACGGCUACGCCUGCCAAUGCGGGAGCAGCUACUCCGGCCAAUACUGCGAGAGGAAGGUGGACCAGCCAUGCCCCAGGGGGUGGUGGGGGAACCCCAUUUGUGGUCCCUGUGGCUGUGACGUGAAGAAGGGCUUCAACUCCGACUGUAACAAGACCACAGGAGAGUGCAGGUGUAAGGCUAACUACUACAGGCCGGAGGGCGAGGACGCGUGCCGCCCGUGUGAGUGCUACGCGCUGGGCGCGCUGGGGCGGGCCUGCGACCCCCGCUCGGGACAGUGCCCCUGCAGGCCGGGGGUCAUCGGCCGCCAGUGCAACCAGUGCGACAACCCCUUCGCCGAGGUGGCAGCCGGCGGGUGCCAGGUUGUUUACGAGGGCUGCCCGAGGGUGUUCAGCAUGGGAAUCUGGUGGCCCAAAACCAAAUUUGGCCGUCCCGCCGCAGUGCCCUGCCCUCAGGGAUCUGUAGGAACGGCGGUCCGGCACUGCAACGAGCAGCAGGGGUGGCUGCCCCCGGAGGUCCUCAACUGCACCUCCCUCACCUUCUCACAGCUGGCUAAGAUGAGCGACGAGCUCCAUGGCAACAAGACGGUGAUGGACGGGCCGAGGUCGGAGACCAUCGCCCGCCUGCUGCGGAACGCCACGGACCACACGCCCGUCUUCUACAGCAACGACGUGAAGACGGCGCACCACCUGAUCUCCCAGGUCCUGCUCUACGAGAGCCAGCAGCAGGGCUUCCACCUGGCCGCCACGCGCGACACACGCUUCCACCAGAAUGUCGUCAGGGCGGGCAGCGCCAUGCUGGACCCUAGCAACAAGGAGCACUGGGACCUGAUCCAGCGCACGGAGGGAGGCGCCGCCCACCUGCUGCGUAACUUCGAAGAGUACGCCAACACGGUGGCUCAGAACAUGAGGAAGACCUACCUCAAACCCUUCACCAUUGUGACCGAAAACAUGAUUGUUGCCGUGGAUUACCUCGACUCCUCCGAUCCGGCCAGUGCCAAGAUGCCUCACUUCCACGAGAUCCAGGAGGCCUAUCCCAAAGACCUGGAGUCCUCUGUGCAGUUCCCAGAGUUCUCAGACAAAAUGGCCGACAGUGAAGCGGCCCCCACAGACGAGCCGCCGUCUGGCGUGACCCCCGAGGAAGAGGCGCCUGCUAGGAAGAGGCGCCAGGCAGAGACCCCCGGCCCGCUCCCGGUCGCCAUGGUGAUCGUGUACAAGACGCUGGCCCGGCUCCUGCCCGAACACUACGACCCAGACCACCGCAGCCUGAGGCUCCCCACCCGCCCCGUCAUCAACACGCCGGUGGUGAGUGCCGUCGUUCACAGAGAGGGGGACCCCCUGCCCGACGUCCUGGAGCCCCCCCUCACCCUGGAGUACCGCCUGCUGGAGACCGAGGACCGCAGCAAGCCCGUCUGCGUCUUCUGGAACCACUCCAUCCCGGUCGGGGGUACAGGGGCCUGGUCCUCGAGGGGGUGCGAGCUGGCGUCCCGAAACGCCACCCACGUCAGCUGCCGGUGCAGUCACAUGACCAGCUUCGCCGUGCUGAUGGACGAGUCGAAGCGUGAGCACGGGGACGUCCUGCCCCUGAGGGCCGUGACCUACGCCUGCCUGUCGGCCGCCCUGGUGGCGCUGCUCCUGACGCUGGUCCUGCUGACCGCCCUCCGAGCGCUGCGCUCCAACCUGCACAGCAUCCACAGGAACCUGCUGGCCGCGCUCUUCCUCUCCCUGCUCACCUUCAUCAUCGGCAUCAACCAGACCGAACUCCCGAUGCUGUGUUCGGUGGUGGCCAUGUUGCUACACUACUUCCCCAUGUGCGCCUUCGCCUGGAUGUUCGUGGAGGGCCUGCACGUGCACCGCAUGCUGACCGAGGUGCGCAACAUCGACCACGGCCGCAUGCGCUUCUACUACGCCAUGGGCUGGGGCUUCCCCGCCAUCAUCACCGGCCUGGCUAUGGGGCUGGACCCCCAGGGCUUUGGGAAUCCUGAUUUCUGCUGGCUGUCCAUCCACGACACCCUCAUCUGGAGCUUCCUGGGCCCCAUCGCCGUGGUGGUUCUGGUCAACCUCAUCAUAUUUGUGUUGGCCGGGAAGGCCGCUUGCGGACGAAGACACCGGGCGUUUGAGAAGUCUGGAGUCAUUUCAGCCCUGCGCACUGCUUUCCUGCUCCUGGUGCUCGUUAGCGCCACCUGGUUGCUGGGCCUGUUGGCGGUCAACAGCGACGUAUUGACCUUCCACUACCUGUUUGCCAUCUUCAGCUGUCUGCAGGGUGUAUUCGCGUUCCUGUUCUACUGCGUGCUGAACAAGGACGUGCGGAGACACCUGAAGAAUGCCAUCUUGGGCAAGAAGACCGUUCCGGAAGAUUCCACCACGACCCGCGCCUCCCUCCUGACGCGCUCACUGAACUGCAGUAACACUCACACAGAGGACGGGAUGCUGUACCGCACACCCAUUGGAGAAUCCACCGUUUCCAUGGAGAGCACCGUCAGAUCAGGCCAGAGCCACAGCAGCAGCUACCGCCUCUACAGCCUCAGGCAGAAGAUGAGUGGCUCGUCUGGCUCAGCCAAAGCAGCGCGUGGAGAGGGAGAGCCCGCCAUCCACCGGCGCAGAGCCAGGAGACGGGGCUCAGAUUCGGACAGCGAGCUCUCAGGAGAGGAGAGGAGCAGCUCCUACGCCUCCUCGCACUCCUCCGACUCUGAGGACGAAGGGGAGGACCCCAAACCCAAGUGGAACAACGAGCGGCAACCCCAGCACAGCACCCCCAGAGUGGAUCCCGUGUCCAAUCACGUGAAGCCUUACUCGCCGGUGGGCAUGACCGCAUGCAGUGACAGCGAGGAUGUGGUCCGGGCGGAGGAGCUGAAGGUGGAGACCAAGGUGAAAGUGGAGCUUCACCCCGAGAACAAACUCAACGGAGAGCCACCUCUGCCUGACAAGGAGCCUGCGAAGGAGCCUCCCAGCCAGCAGGUGGCGCCCUCUGGGCAGCCCAACAGCAAGCUGAAGCCAGAGCACAGAAAGGGAAUUCUAAAGAACAAGAUCAGCUACCCUCCCCCGCUCUCGGACAAGAACCUGAAGAACCGUCUGCGGGAGAAGCUGUCGGACUACAACCCCGCCUCCAUCACGUCCCGCACGCCGUCGCCGGGGUCCCACGACGGCGUCCGCCCUAGCAACGGCACCAACGGCUUCCUGAUCAAGCCCCCCCGCGAGCAGCCCAAUGGCGUCGCCAUGACGAUGCAGUCGGGGGGUGUCAACGGUGGCCACGCCUCCGACUCCGAUGGCAGCAAUGAGACCUCAAUCUGACCGUACAGGAGAGACGUUCCAGAGAGACUCUGCAAGUCCGCCCCCCCCCAUAGACCCUGCAGGCCACACCCCCUCAUCUCCCAUGGAGACCAGUGUUAUGGCAGGCUUGCCUCUGCCAGAUUAUAGGGGAAUGUGAAAGGCCUGUGUCAAACUGUGGGAGGAGGCAGAAACUACAUGUCCCAGCAUGCAGCGGUGGUCUUCGGACUGAAGCCAGGGAUGAUAAAAUGGGGACAGAACAAGAAGACGCCGGGGGGGGGUUCCACCAAUCAUGGAGUAUAUUGGUGAUGAUGAAUAGAACAACGGCAACUGUUGUCAUGGUAACGCGAGGACAGGGCAUGCCCCCCCUCAUGACCCCAUAGGAGCAUUGGGAUGCUGUCGCCGCCGUCGCCAUGACGAGCCGGACAGGAACUGCUGGAUUUCUGGAGAGCUAGCUGUCCAGGGAGGUUCUUCGCCCAGAAAGAAACAGUCCUCUCAGAACCUAAGUCCUGAAACCCAACGGUGGACCUCCUCUGUGUAAAAAUGUGUAGAUCAUUUCAUGACUGUAUAUUUUUUUAAUUCUGUUUCAUAGGACGAAGAGAAAUGUUCAUCUGUAUAUUGCAGGAAGUAUUUUUAGGGUUAUGUUGUAUGCCAUUACUGGGGGCAGAGCUGGGUCAAAGACGUAAUUGUUUUUGAUUCCGAUACUGUUCUAACAAUUACGUAUUUGACCCAGGAAUAAGUGGAGGUUAUUAGGAGGCUGGUCUUAGAUGUUUUAGUUUGCACAUUUGUUUCUCAGUCUGAGUCUUUCUG
Molecule: messenger RNA, 9989 nt
Organism: Conger conger (European conger)
Lineage: Eukaryota; Metazoa; Chordata; Actinopteri; Anguilliformes; Congridae
Product: cadherin EGF LAG seven-pass G-type receptor 1-like
Exons: 35
Coding region: 156-9203 (3015 amino acids)
Biological process (GO): homophilic cell-cell adhesion; G protein-coupled receptor signaling pathway; cell surface receptor signaling pathway
Cellular component (GO): plasma membrane
Molecular function (GO): G protein-coupled receptor activity; calcium ion binding
Source: RefSeq, a predicted model, not a curated record